Messenger RNA from Cyprinus carpio (common carp), 1064 nucleotides. RefSeq lists its product as uncharacterized. NCBI's taxonomy places the organism in Eukaryota, Metazoa, Chordata, Actinopteri, Cypriniformes, Cyprinidae. The record is from RefSeq and is a predicted model, not a curated record. The transcript has 6 exons. The coding region runs from base 73 to 678 and encodes 201 amino acids.
GGGAGGAGUCACAUCAGGUUGAGUGUUUUUAGCAGAGGUUUUAUUAGAUCAGUCACUGAACCACAGAAGAAAAUGUUUCACAUGUUUGUUUUGUUCUGUUUGUGCUGCUGGAGUCUGACUGGUGUGUUUGGUGCAGAAACAAAUGAAAUACAGUCAGUGUCAGUGAUGGAGGGAGAUUCUGUCACUUUAAAAACUAAUGUUACUGAAUUACAUGGAGAUGAAGACAUAACAUGGAAAUAUGGAGCUGAGAAGGCUCUCAUAGUUAAAAUCAGCAAUGAGAAACAAAUCUUUUCAACAUAUGAUGUUCCUCGUGAUAGAUUCAGAGACAGACUGAAGGUGGAUCAUCAGACUGGAUCUCUGACCAUCACAAACAUCACAACUCAACACGCUGGAGUCUAUGAACAACAGAGAAGGGGAGCGAAACUGUCAUCAAAAACAUUUAAUGUUUCUGUCUAUGAAUCAGAUUCUCUGACAGUGUUGAUCUCUUUUGCUGUUGCUGAAUCUCUGUUGAUUGUCGCUGGAUUUGGGAUCUUCUGCAUCUGCUGGAAAUGUAGAAAAACUGAUCAAGAUGUUCAGAUUUGUGAAGAUGAGAUCACUCAUGUUGUCAUGAUACAUGAGCCAACGUUCUACGAAAGAAAUGCACAUACACUGUUCCAGAAGAAGCCAUUUUACUGUUAAAUGUGUAUCGCUGGCAUACAAGACCUCUGAAAAGAUGAAGAGGAGGAUCAAGUAGACUAUGUGCCUGUUAGCAUAAGAAGAUAAUCAAACUUAAAUCUUUUUUUAAUGUGAUGAUUUUUAAUAGGAAACUCCUGUGAACUUAGAGUUUGAGUCUGUUGUAUUAAUAUUAAGAUUUAUAUUCAUGGGAAUAUGCAUGUCUAUAUAUUUAGGACCUUUCAUGCCUUGAUAAGCCGUGCAAGUUUCAGUACUUAUUUCCAUCAUUAGUGGUGCUAGUGAAGAGCUAUUCUUGUCUAGGCCUAUAUCACAUCCUGUUUUUAUAAAGAUCUUUUUCUUUGUCUGACAAUGCCUUGGAAUCAUUUUAAGAAUAAAUUCAAUGUUUGAUUCAC